AUGGAAGAAGCAUUCAGAAAGCUCAACGGCUUCAGCCCCACGUCCGAGCCCGACCCCGUGCUUCCCGCCCCCUCCAAGAAGUCAAUCGCCACCAACAAGCGCUCUCUCAAGGAAACCUCCGCUGGAUCUGCCUCCACAUUGCGAUACCGCGGCGUGCGCCGCAGGCCUUGGGGAAGGUACGCUGCUGAGAUCAGGGAUCCACACUCUAAGGAAAGACGGUGGCUCGGAACCUUUGACACUGCCGAGGAGGCUGCAUGCGCCUAUGACUGCGCCGCCCGAGCCAUGCGCGGCGUCAAGGCUCGUACGAACUUCGUUUACCCCGCGACAUCUCAAGACCAUCUCAUUCCGGCAUUCACUUUCCACCACCCCAAGCAAUCUCAGGCGUCGGUUAAAUACCACAGCAACGCUCGCGGCUAUGGGCAGUACGUUCCCAACUGGCCUCAGUUUGCGACGACGUACGCAAAUGAUUUUACCGGGUCCGGUUCCGACAGGAGUUGCACUACUACUAACGCUGCUAAUAGUACUGCUGCUUCGUUGAACAUGCUUUUCUUGAGGAAUUUCAUCAACAAUUCUACUCCAACAAAAAACUCGGUUUCGGUUGUCUCGCCAAACCCUCCUCACUCUCAAGCUGAAAGCUUCAGUCAAAACCAGUUUCAAUGCACAAAUGGCUCUACUACUAACUCUUUCGUCAGCAACAAUAUUAACUCUGGCGGUACUACUAGUUAUGGACGCUCGUCUUCCUCUAUGAUGAUCAAUAGCACUAGUUGUGCUACUCACCAUGAGCUUCCGCUCAUCAGGAGCUCUGCUAAAGCAACGGCCGCCACCACUUCUAGUUUUGUUGACUCGGAGUUCUUUCCCGUAGAGUCAUCAGAUACCGGGUUGUUAGAGGAGGUGAUUCACCAGUUCUUUCCAAAACCCCUUCCCAAGGAAUUCAACCCUUCAAAAUCUGUGGAGUGUUUUCCUGGUACCUCUUUUGAUUCAACGUUGGAGGUAAAAGAAGUGCAGCAGCCACCUCUUUGCUUGGUUGAUUUUGAUUCCCAGCAACAGCCACUGCUUCAACAUCACCAACAACGACUUGGAAGUUUCGAUGAAGUUCAUGAAGUGGCUGAGCAAACCGUACCGUUGUAUAAUGCUCUGCCAGUGAACUUCCAGAUGAACAGCGCAGAUCACUCGAUGAUGUUUAUGGAUCACAGCUUGUUCCAACAGUACUACUAUCCUGAGUUUGUGGGUAGCUUGCAAAAUGCUUGA
Messenger RNA from Argentina anserina (silverweed cinquefoil), 1248 nucleotides. Its product is annotated as ethylene-responsive transcription factor ESR1-like. NCBI's taxonomy places the organism in Eukaryota, Viridiplantae, Streptophyta, Magnoliopsida, Rosales, Rosaceae. The record is from RefSeq and is a predicted model, not a curated record. Gene Ontology annotation, biological process: regulation of DNA-templated transcription. Gene Ontology annotation, molecular function: DNA-binding transcription factor activity; DNA binding. The transcript has a single exon. Bases 1 to 1248 code for a protein of 415 amino acids.